AUGGAUCAAAUAUGUUUGGAUAUUCAUAUCAUUCAUAAUCGAAAUCUAUUAAAUGGUACCAUUCGAUUUGAUCUGCCUCAUCGAUCUGAAUCAGAUAAACUCGAAUUAAUUACAAAUAUAAUGAAACAAUCUUCAGUGGAAUCACCUGUUCAUCAUCAACGUGAAUUAACAGACCCUACUCUCCCCACUGCUAUUGAUAACUCUAGUAAUAAGGAUCUGUCAAGUUCAAUACCUUCUCCUUUUACUUCAUCACUUAACAUAAAUGCUAUUGUUCAAGAAAAAGUUGAAUCUCAUGAAUUUCUUGAUGAGCGUGAUUCCUCUGAAAUACUCACUAGCAAACAAUUAGGUCAUGAUUCUUUGAUGCCUAACACUUUGGAAAAUCAAUUGAUGAUGGAGAAAUUAACAAAUCUUAAUAAUUCUAAUUCCCAUUUAUCUAUUAAAACUGAAAUUGAAGAUAAUUCCAGUUUCAAUCAUAAUAUGGAAACAAUUUCUCCAAGUCAACAUGAACCACCGGAAGCGGAAAAACUUCAAAAUGUUCUUUCUGUAACAUUGUUAAACAUGAAUAAUCAAUCGACUGAAGAACUUACGGGUGAUAACUAUACGCUUCCGAUUGAAAAUACCACGACAACUCAUCAACAGCAUUAUAGGAGCGGUGUUGCAGUUGGUGAUAACGGUAAUGAUGAUGACGAUAAUGGGGAGAUCGAUUUUGAAGACAAUGCGCCCGAUUCUGUGGACAAAUUACUGUCAGAUACAACAACGAAUAAAAUCCCAUUAAAUUCAAGUAGUCCAACUCGUGAUAAUAAUGGUAAUAAUGAUAAUUUAAACAAUGAAGCAUAUACUACAACUAAUCACAUAGAUGAGAAUGACUUAAUCUUUUUAACAACAACGACAACAACAUCGUCAAUGUCUCCACCAUUGGAACUGUUGCCGCCUCCACUACCAUCUCAACUCUCGUUAACAAUGUUACCAACUAAAGACACUACAUUAUGGUCGACCACUGCUACUAAUACUACUGCAAAAGAAACCCAUUUACAAAAUUCAUCACCAUUGGAUAUUACCUCGGCAUCAUUAAGCACUUGUAAUUUCGUUGUUUAUGAUGAUGAUGAUGAUGAUGGUGGUGGUGGUGGUGGUGGGGAAAGUGAAGGUGUAGGUAGGGCUGUUGACAAUGCCGAUGAAGAAGGUGAUAAUGAUGAUGAUGAUUGUUGCAACUACCAAUCAUUUGAAGAUUUGAAGUCAAUUUCAAAAGAGGAAGAUAUUUUAAACGCCACAAUUAACAGAAUAGAUACAGUUAAUGAAACUACUGAACAUGACAGUCAUGACAACAACAACAAAGUCAAUACCAACGACGACGAUAACAGAAGAACUCAUAAUGAAAUGAAUAGAAUUUUAAAUCAUUUGGAAAUGUUAUCAAUAAAUUCAGAAAAACAAAGUAAACAAUUCGAAUACAUUUUAGACCAGUUAAAUGAAACAAAAUUGAAACUUGAACGGCUUGAACAAACACAAUUCGAUAUCAUUGAACAAAUAAACAAUAUUAAUUACCAAGGAUCACUAAUGCCACCGACACAACCAUCCAACAUUGUCACAAUGACCGAAUCUAAUGUGAAUUUAGAACAUUGGGAAAUUAAAUCUAUUGAAUUAUCUAAUCAGAUAAUUUCACAAUUUUGUUCCACUCAACCUACUGACUUUAUAAAUAAUGAUGUAAUCAGUAAACCAAUGGAUAAGGUUCCUGUUUUAUGUGUUUAUGCAUCUGAAAAGAAAAUUAUGGAAUAUCCACUUGUGAAAAGUGAGUCUUCACCGUUUUUUCAAAUAUUUAAUCGAAUCCUUUUACUUUCAAGAGAACAUGCAAUAUUUGAAUUAGAUGAAAAUUAUAUUUGUACUAUAACAGAUCUUGGUUCAUUAAAUGGUACAAAACGUAAUGAUUUACAUUUGAAACCUAAAAUAAAUUAUGAAUUAAGAGAUGGUGAUUGUUUGUAUUUUGGUGGGAUUUAUUGCACUUUGAAUUUUUGUCUUUCUUCAUCUACAUCAUCGUUAUGUCUUCUUAAUCCACUUCAUGAAGAUUCAAAGUCACUUGAACUAUCUUUACAGAAAACUAAUCAGGAUACAUCUUGUCAGCUUCAUUAUUCCCAGAAAGAAAAUCAAUUAUCUGUUCAGUCGAAUUUUUCAACCAAACAGAAUGAUAAUGAUGAUGAUAAUAAUAAUAACGAUGACAGUGAUUGUUCAGUUUUUAGUGAACGUCUUUUAGCUGAAAUUGUUGUAAAUACUGGUGAAGUUUCACAAGAUUUAUUGCCAAAUCCCAAUCACUUCAUUGAUAGUUAUUCACCUUCUUUAUCAAGCAGUACAGAUUCAGAUGUUAAAAAAACUGAACUCUUAAAAAAUGAAAAUGAUAUUAAUCUGUUACAACAUGAAAUGCAUGAAAGUUCAUCAUCAGUUAAAAAUUGUAAACUUCAUAUGUAUACUCAAAAUGAUGUUCAUUUAGAAAGUGAAUCAUACCAAAAUUCAUCAACCACAGAAUCUGUCAGGAAAUCUAAAGGUUAUAUGAUUGAUGCUACUCCAUUGGAAUUGUUGACUAAAUCGAUUAAAAAUCAUCUUUCAUCUAGUGAUGUUGUUUCUGCUACUCCUAUGAUCCUAACAAACGAAACAGCUUCAACUCCUUUAACAUACAAUCGAGCAAACAUCCUACUUGCACGAGACUCUGAUCCAGGUUGUAUUGUUCAAUCAAUGGAUAAUCAUUUUGGACUGACUAUUCGUUCGUCUACUUGUUUGUCUGCUGAAGAGUCAGUAUUUACUAUUGAGGAGAGUGAUCUCGUGACAAGCAAUGCAGCUAAAAGCAUAGAUGAAACCAGUGGACCUGAAAAAAAUGAACUAAUUCUGAACGGUAACAUUACAGCCCUUAGAAAAUCUUCAAAUUUUCAUUAUGGUAUACAAAAUCAAGAUGAUCAAUUUCUUAAUAACAGUAGUAUAUCUAAUAAAGAUCAAAAUAUUCACAAUGAUUCACCUUUUAAAACUAAUGAACAUAAUUCUUCAGAGAAGAAGGCUGAUAUUGUUUUAUCUCAAGAAUGGGGAUCGGAUAUAAUUCAUACUGAGAUUUUGUCUGAAAAAGUUCAAUAUAACAAUCUUAUUAAUAAUAAUAUUAGGAAGAAAAAUACUAAAUCCAGUUAUUUUACUUCAUCAAAAUGUAAUAUACGGGGUACAGAUUAUAAAACAAAUACUAUUACAAAACAAAAACGGUGUAAUUCGAAGCCUAAAAAUCAGCUAAGUAUGGAGCAAUCUGUUGAAAGUCCUUUACACACUGAACAACAACGAUUAACUGUCUCAGAACUGGCAAAACCUGAUAUACCCCAGUCAAUACCUUCAUCUAAGUGUGAUGUUACUAGUGAGCGAUCUCAAUUAACACCUGAUGAUAAUGAUUGUAAACUUCGUCGUUACAUUGAACAAUGUUCAUUAUUUCGUUCCACUAGAUCAAUCCGAAAUCGACCUUCUGAACGUGUUACCAAUUGUACUUUACCAGGUUCUUUAGGUACUGUAAAGUUUCGUAGUCGAAAAAAUAAACAAAAGUUCACAUCAGUUAUUUCAUCAAUUCAUUUAGAUAGUCCUAAUUCAGAUUCGGAACUACAAGAUUGGAAGUGUUCAUGGUCUCUUAUACAUCAUGAUAAUGAUGUCAAUUGUAAUACUAAAAAAGUUACUAAUCAAUCAAGUUAUAAUCGACCUCGUGCACCACAUAUUCCUAGUCCAUUACAUUUAUCAGGAAGUAUUUUAAGCGAAGAACCUUCUCAAUUAUUUGAUGAAAAAUUAGAACAAAUGAAAAAUGAAUCAAAUAUUUCUCCAUCGAAAACAAAUAAUUCAGCAAUCAAAACUAUCAACAACAAUAUCCAUAAAAAUAAAUCAUGUAUUUUAGAAUCUGCUGUCAAACUAGCUGGUUUUGAUGAAUCACCGGAGAAUGAUCCUUUAGUGAAGAAUAUAUUAAAUAAUGGCGAACGCCUAUCUAUACCAUCAUUUUCUGAUCUUACACCUAAUUCAUUUAAUGCUAAAAUUUGUAUCGAAGCAAAAAGCAAUAAUGAACAACAACAGUUUAGUCCAUUAUUUCCUACUUCUACUUUACCAAUAACAUCGUUGUCUGAUGAAUAUACAUCAUCACCUGUUUUAAUGAGACCUAAAAGAAACCUGAGAAAUUCAUGUACAACUAGAAAAAGAGCAUUCACACCGCUUACUACUACUUCAGCAACCAAUAAUGGUGUUGAUAAUGAUGGUAAGGAUUGUCUAGUUUACAAAAAUUCUAAUAAUAAUAAUAAUAAUAAGGUAGGUAGAACUAGGAAAACAUUAUCAUCUAUACCCAAAGAAAAUAAUCUAUCAUUGCCUACAGAUAAAACAAUUAAACAGAAUUCGAGGAAGUCAAAAUUUGAAGUGAAUAAUAACUCUCUUGAAAUGCCUAUUCGACGAUCUACACGACUUAUUGUACAGUCUGAUAAAAGUUGUAAUAAACCUCCCUUUGCUGUUGCUUCAACGUUGCAGCAUCAUAUACCACCUAUUGUGAGUAUUCCAGAAGAUAAGUGUAGUAGUAGUAGUAGUGGUAGAAGGACUAGGAGUAGCGCUUUAAUCAAUUUAAAACCAGAAAAUACCGCAAAAAAUCAACGAAAAAGACGGAUGACAACAUCUACAAAUGAAACGAAAGAAGAAAUUCUUAAAAUAUCAAAUACUGAUUUCAAUAAUACUUCUUCAACAUCUACUGGAUCAUCAAGAACCAACACUACUAAUUCCAUUCAAUUAGUAUUCAGUGGUGUUGAAUCUUCAAGUUAUUCAAACAUUCUAAAAAAACUGAAUGCAUUUGAAACAGAAGAUCCUACACUUGCUGACUAUUUAAUUACUGAUCAAAUUAAACGUACCUUAAAAGUAUUAUAUGCUAGAGCACGGGGUAUACCAAUUAUUUCAGUGGAAUGGUUAAAAGCAUGUAAACAAUCUCGUAAAGGUUCAAAUCCAGAUCCACUUAAUUUUAAAUUACAUUAUUAUAAUACACAGUCUAUGCAUACUACAGUUUCAAGUGAACAGUCUACACGAUGUCAUUCCUCAUUUGUGAUGAAAUUAUCUACAAAUGAACAAAUAAACCAAUUUGAAGAAACAAAUGAAUUCUUAUGUGGUUGGUCUUUUUGUUCAACUCCAAAUGUUUUACCAUCUUCUAUGGAUUUACAAAAACUUACACAGUUUGCUGGUGGUUAUUGGAUGUCUGAUGAAGAUUUAUGUAAUGCUAUGAAGAAUUUGGAUGAUGUACCUAUUAAAUCAGUUAUUAUCACAACUAAAGAAGAAUAUCAUUCUAUGUUAUUGUUGAAUUCAAAAUCAUCUUGUAAAAAUUCCCGACUUUCAAGAAAUUCAAAAGAAUGCAAACAAACCACUCCAAUUUUACGCGCUUUAUCUUCAUUAAUUACAGUAUCUACUGAUUGGUUCUUACAAACUAUUAUGAAUCGUAAACCUCCAAAUUGGCCUAUUGAUUCACAAUAUAAGAUACAAUGA
This is a messenger RNA of Schistosoma curassoni, 5502 nucleotides long. Lineage: Eukaryota; Metazoa; Platyhelminthes; Trematoda; Strigeidida; Schistosomatidae. The record is from the annotation of a GenBank genome assembly.